AUGGAGGAUGUCACUGAGGAAAACAUAGUGACAGCAAUACAAAAAGGGGAUUACCCGAAUGACAGUCGUGAGCUUUUAUUAAACAUCAAACGGUAUGGCAUCGAUAAGUAUUAUCCGGGCCAAGGAAUUCUGUACCACCCAGCGAAUGAUAUCAAAAGCUGGAACCACUAUAGCAACAAUGAAGAGGAGGACAGCGUAUACAAAUGGCAUGUAUUUACGGAUGGAGCCAAGAAUGAGAAAGGCACGAGAGCUGCUUUUGCUAUUUAUGAUUCUAAAACGGGGAAGACUGUCCACGAGGAGUAUUAUAAGCUGCUCAGCCACUGCUCCAAUAACCAAGCGGAGCUGUGGGCGAUGAAUAGAGCUCUAAACACCAUCACAAGCAACAUUAACAAAUAUAAAGGUGGUAUUAAGUUCCAUGCCGAUAGUUGCUAUGUACUCAGUACUUUAAAAGACAAUAAUAGGCACUUAAAAACUGGCAUCAACACAAAGUUUUUAGCCCACAAUCUGGGAAAACGCAAAAAGGUUGCCUUUUGCUGGGUACCCGGCCAUAGUAAUAUCCGUGGUAACGAGAGAGCCGAUGAGCUGGCCAGCAAAGCCACAGGUCUGAAUUUAGCGCCUACUUACGAAAGCUACCCCAUUUCUUACAUACACAGUAUAAUCCAGGAAAACAGUAUGACUAUAUGGCAAAAUGAAUGGGCAUCAUCCUCUACGGGAAGAAUGACUUUUAACUUUAUCCCUGACAUUAAGAAAAGGCAGAAUAUGCAUCAUAUUUCUCCCUCAUACCCUCUAACACAGUGCAUGACCGGUCACGGUAAUCUCCCAGCCUAUCUUCAUCGGAUAGGCAAGAAAGACAGCCCGAACUGUGAGUGUGACAAAAUAACCCUUGGGGAUGCUAUGCACACCCUUCUCGACUGCCCUCUUCAUAACAAAGCAAGAGAGACCCUCAUUACCUUCUGCCUCCAUCAUGGCCGCCUGAAAUAG
Messenger RNA from Centruroides sculpturatus (bark scorpion), 981 nucleotides. RefSeq lists its product as uncharacterized. NCBI's taxonomy places the organism in Eukaryota, Metazoa, Arthropoda, Arachnida, Scorpiones, Buthidae. The record is from RefSeq and is a predicted model, not a curated record. Gene Ontology annotation, molecular function: nucleic acid binding; RNA-DNA hybrid ribonuclease activity. Bases 1 to 981 code for a protein of 326 amino acids. Gene Ontology annotation, biological process: DNA replication, removal of RNA primer. The transcript has a single exon.